Lingula anatina is the source of this 1141-nucleotide messenger RNA. Its product is annotated as folate receptor alpha-like. Gene Ontology annotation, molecular function: signaling receptor activity. Lineage: Eukaryota; Metazoa; Brachiopoda; Lingulata; Lingulida; Lingulidae. The record is from RefSeq and is a predicted model, not a curated record. Gene Ontology annotation, cellular component: external side of plasma membrane.
ACAGAUACGUGUAGGCCGAUACUAUAUAAAUCAUUGUGUUACAUGAUCCCGGAUAUCCUGCUGAAUUCAGAGCUAUACGUGUCUCUAGAGAGUGACUGGAGUCCUGUGCUACUGGCGCCUCUGCGAACGCACAAAAAGUGAGCAUCCCCAAACAUACUGGUCUGGAAACUGAACAGGACAAAAUGAAGAAAAUAGGAUUUGUGGUGAUGGUGAUGUGGAUCUGGGUAGCGGCGGUUGUGGUCUGCCAAUCCUCUGAUAUUAACUACUGUAACAUCUGCCAAGACAACAGCCAACUAAAGGCAGCGGUCACUGAGAUAAAAGAAAUGUUGAAGACACAGGAUCCGAAGUGCUCUGCGUUGGUGGAGAUAAUCCAGAACCAGAGCCGCAUUCUGUCACAGCAGCUGGAGGCCAUUGAGGCGCAAAAGCAACAGCUAGAGAAAUUAAAGAGAGAUCCAACAUUUUGUGCCAAAGCUGGAGUUUUUCAUGUUAAGUCGCCGGAUGGACACUAUAAGCUUACCUUUGCGGAAGCAAUGGAAAUGUGUUCCAAAUAUGGCGCUUCUAUUGCAACGCAUGCGCAGUUAUUAGCUGCAUGGGGUAAAGGUCUUGAUGUCUGCGCAUGCGGCUGGUUAGCUGAUGGUACCAUGGGCUAUCCGAUAUGGAAACCACGACGUGGAUGCAUGUCGUCAACUGGUAUCGUGGCCAGAGACGACUUGGCCUGCAAAACACACGUAGACCGAUAUAACCAAGGGAAAGCAGACGUUUUCUGUUUCAAGCAACAGUGACUCUAACAAUAACAUUUUAAAGCCCCGAGAUGACUUUGGACACAAUAAUUGCAUGUUUAACUUGGGAAUGAUCCUGCAUUAGUGUAAUGACAUAAAUUUAUAAAAAGAGUUAGGUUUGCAUUAAUCUGUAGAUAAUUACAUCCUACAUGUAGGAAUUUAAAAGUAAUGAUCUAUUUUCUGUUCUUCAUCUCACUAUACAUGUACACCGUCACAAGCAUAUACUUAUACAUGUGCACCAAUAAGUGAACAUUCAUACAUUUAUAAUGGUCGCCUGUGGUUAAAGGGGUAAUAUAUUUCACAAUAAAAACAUUGUGAAUAACUCAUAGAAAUAUAAUAUAUAUUUUUUUUACCACAAAAAC